This is a messenger RNA of Molossus molossus (Pallas's mastiff bat), 6399 nucleotides long. It is a transcript of the gene SDK1, whose product is annotated as sidekick cell adhesion molecule 1. Lineage: Eukaryota; Metazoa; Chordata; Mammalia; Chiroptera; Molossidae. The coding region runs from base 1 to 6399 and encodes 2132 amino acids. The record is from RefSeq and is a predicted model, not a curated record. Gene Ontology annotation, molecular function: protein binding. The transcript is spliced from 45 exons.
AUGGCCCCACCUCACAGCUUCUCAUCCCCCAGCUUCUCCGUGCAGGUGGUUCUUACCGUGGCAAAUGAUGUCGUGCCGUACUUCAAAACGGAGCCGGGCCUGCCGCAGGUUCACCUGGAAGGGAACCGCCUUGUCCUCACCUGCCUGGCGGAGGGGAGCUGGCCUCUGGAGUUCAAGUGGCUGCACAAUGACACCGAACUCACCACCUACACCAGCGAAUACAAGUAUAUAAUCCCAUCGUUGCAGAGGAUGGAUGCUGGGUUUUACCGCUGCGUGGUGCGAAACAGAAUGGGAGCGCUCCUGCAGAGAAGAUCGGAAGUCCAAGUCGCAUAUAUGGGAAAUUUCGUGGCUACAGACCAGAGGAAAACGGUUCCUCAAGGACAGGCAGCUGUUCUUGACUUACUGCCCAUCAGCAGCUACCCCAGACCUCAAGUGACCUGGUUCAGAGAAGGACACAAGAUUAUUCCCAGCAACAGAAUAGCCAUCACGCUGGAGCAUCAGCUGGUGAUCCUGGCGGUGACAGCAGGUGAUGCCGGGGCCUACUACGUGCAGGCUGUCAACGAGCGGAACGGAGAGAACAAGACCAGCCCGCCCAUUCACCUGAGCGUAGCCAGGGACGUCGGUGCACCCGGAACCAUGGCCCCCGUCAUCGUGAUUCCCCCGGGCAACAGAAGCGUGGUGGCGGGGUCCAGCGAGGUCACCUUGGAGUGCAUAGCAAAUGCCAGGCCCCUCGAGGAGCUGAGUGUGAGCUGGAAGAGGAACGGGGUGACCCUGGCCAGCGGGCUCCGCAGCUUCGGGCGGCGCCUCACCAUCAGCAGCCCAACCACCUCGGACACCGGGGAGUACGUCUGCGAGGCGGCGCUGGCGGGGAGCGCCUCCGAACCAGCCCGCGCGAAGGCCUUCGUCUCCAUCACAGAGCCGCCGUACUUCACUGCCGUGCCCGAGAGUCGGAUCCUGGUGGAAGUGGAGGACACCGUGGACAUGGCGUGUGAAGCCGUGGGGGCCCCUCUUCCCCAGCUGCAGUGGUUCAAGGACGCCGUGCCCGUCAGCCAGCUCCAGAACCCCCGGUACCGACUGCUGCCGGCGGGGGGCCUGCGCAUCCAGGAGCUGCGUCCGGAGGACUCCGGGGUCUUCCAGUGCUUCGCCAGCAACGAAGGCGGCGAGGUGCAGACCUGCACCUACCUGGACGUCACCAAUGUCGCACCAGCCUUCACUCAGCUUCCGGCGGACACCACGGUCACCGACGGGAUGACAGCCACGCUGAGGUGCGAGGUGUCCGGGGCUCCGAAACCCGCCAUCACCUGGAGGAGAGGGAACCACAUUCUGGCCAGCGGCUCCGUGCGGAUCCCUAGGUUCAUGCUGCUCGAAUCCGGGGGCCUGCAGAUCACCCCUGUCUUCAUCCAAGAUGCUGGCACCUACACCUGCUACGCAGCCAACACGGAGGGGUCCCUGAACGCGUCGGCCACGCUCACCGUGUGGAAUCGAACGUCCAUUGUCAACCCUCCCGAGGACCGCGUGGUGAUCAAGGGGACCACCGCCACGCUGCACUGCAGAGCCACACACGACCCCCGCAUCUCCCUCCGCUACGUCUGGAAGAAGGACAACGUGGUCAUCAGCCCGUCCAGCAGUUCCAGAGUCGUGGUGGAGAAGGACGGGUCCCUGCUCAUCAGCCAGACGUGGUCGGGCGACAUCGGAGACUACACCUGCGAUAUCAUCUCCGAAGGCGGGAACGACUCCAGGACGGCCCGGCUGGAAGUGAUAGAACUGCCCCACCCCCCGCAGAACCUCCUGGCCAGGCUGAACGCCUCCCAGAGCCACGCGGUGCUGCUGUCCUGGGUCCGCCCCUUCGACGGGAACAGCCCUGUGCUGCGCUACGUGGUGGAGCUGUCGGAAAACAACUCUCCAUGGAAAGUGCAUCUGUCAGACGUGGGCCCCGAGAUGACAGGCGUCACCGUGCGAGGCCUGACUCCGGCUCGCACCUACCAGUUCAGGGUGUGCGCCGUGAACCAAGUGGGCAAGGGCCAGUACAGCGCGGAGACGAGCAGGUUGAUGUUACCUGAAGAACCACCCAGUGCUCCCCCGAAAAAUAUAGUGGCCAGUGGGCGUACCAAUCAGUCCAUCAUGGUGCAGUGGCAGCCGCCCCCCGAGACGGAGCACAACGGGGUGCUGCGCGGGUACAUCCUCAGGUACCGCCUGGCCGGCCUGCCUGGAGAGCACCAGCAGAGGGACGUCGCCAGCCCCGAGGUCAGCUACUGCCUGCUGACUGAGCUCAUCGUCUGGACGCAGUACGAGAUCCAGGUGGCCGCCUACAACAGCGCCGGCCUGGGAGUCUUCAGCAGGGCGGUGACCGAGUACACCUUACAAGGAGUGCCCACCGCGCCCCCACAGAACGUGCAGGCGGAAGCUGUGAACUCCACGAGCAUCCGGUUCCUGUGGAACCCCCCGCCUCAGCAGUUCGUCAACGGCAUCAACCAGGGAUACAAGCUCCUGGCGUGGCCCGCCGAUGUCCCCGAGGCCGUCACUGCCGUCACCAUUGCUCCGGACUUCCACGGAGUCCACCACGGCUACAUCACCAGCCUGAGGAAGUUCACCGCGUACUUCACGUCAGCCCUGUGCUUCACCACGCCCGGGGACGGGCCCCCGAGUGCGCCCCAGCUCGUCUGGACUCACGAAGACAAACCAGGAGCUGUGGGCCACCUGAGCUUCACGGAGAUCCUGGGCACAUCGCUCAAGGUCAGCUGGCAGGAGCCCCUGGAGAAGAAUGGCAUCAUUGCGGGCUACCGGAUCUCCUGGGAGGUGUACGGGAGGAAUGACUCCCGGCUCACAGACACCCUCAACAGCACGACGCACGAAUACAAAAUCCAAGGGCUGUCUUCGCUCACCACCUACACCAUCGAAGUGGCUGCCGUCACAGCAGUGGGCGCUGGCCUGGUGACCUCGUCCACCAUUUCCUCCGGCGUGCCCCCAGAGCUCCCUGGAGCCCCGUCCAACCUGGUCAUCUCCAACAUCAGCCCCCGCUCAGCCACUCUGCAGUUCCGGCCGGGCUACGACGGGAAGACGUCCAUCUCCCGGUGGAUCGUGGAGGGCCAGGUGGGAGCCAUCGGCGACGAGGAGGAGUGGGUCAGCCUGUACGAGGAGGACAAUGAGCCCGACGCGCAGACGCUGGAGAUCCCAAACCUCACGCCCUACACUCACUACAGGUUCCGGAUGAGGCAGGUGAACGUGGUCGGGGCCAGCCCCUUCAGUCAGUCCUCUCGGGUCAUCCAGACGCUGCAGGCGCCCCCCGACGCCGCUCCGGCCAGCGUCACCGUCCGGACGGCCAGCGAGACCAGCCUGCGGCUGCGCUGGGUGCCCCUGCCCGACUCCCAGUACAACGGGAACCCCGAGUCCGUGGGCUACCGGGUCAAGUACUGGCGCCCGGACCUGCCGUCCUCUGCCCUGGCACACGUGGUCAGCGACCGGCUGGAGCGGGAGCUCACCAUCGAGGAGCUGGAGGAGUGGACGGAGUACGAGGUGCAGAUUCAGGCCUUCAACGCCAUCGGGGCCGGGCCCUGGAGCGAGGUGGUCCGCGGGCGCACGCGGGAGUCAGUUCCCUCGGCGGCUCCUGACAACGUGUCGGCCGUGGCGGUCAGCUCGACCCAGAUCCUACUGACAUGGGCUUCGGUGCCCACGCAGGACCAGAACGGGCUCAUACUGGGCUACAAGAUCCUGUUCCGGGCCAAGGACCUGGACCCUGAGCCCAGCAGCCAGGUGGUGCGCGGGAACCACACCCAGUCGGCGCUCCUGGCCGGGCUGCGUAAAUUCGCCGUGUACGAGCUGCAGGUGCUGGCGUUCACGCGCAUCGGGAACGGGGUCCCCAGCUCGCCCCUCGUCCUGGAGCGCACCAAAGACGACGCCCCAGGCCCCCCGGUGAGGCUGGUGUUCCCGGAAGUGAGGCUCACGUCGGUGCGGACGGUGUGGCAGCCACCAGAGGAGCCCAACGGCGUCAUUCUGGGGUACCAGAUCGCCUACCGCCUGGCCAGCAGCAGCCCCAACAUGUUCACCACCGUGGAGGUCGGGGCCACCGUCAGGCAGUUCACAGCCACGGAGCUGGCCCCGGAGUCGGCCUACGUCUUCAGGCUGUCCGCCAAGACGCGGCAGGGCUGGGGGGAGCCCCUGGAGGCCACCGUCAUCACCACCGAGAAGAGAGAGCGGCCAGCGCCCCCCAGAGAGCUGCUGGUGCCCCAGACAGAAGUGACGGCUCGCAGCCUCCGGCUCCAGUGGGUCCCGGGCAGCGACGGGGCCUCGCCCAUCCGCUACUUCACCGUGCAGGUGCGGGAGCUGCCCAGGGGACAGUGGCACACCUACUCCUCGUCCGUCAGCCACGAGGCCACAGCCUGUGCCAUCGAAAGGCUGAGGCCCUUCACUUCCUAUAAGCUGCGCCUGAAGGCCACCAACGACAUUGGGGACAGUGACUUCAGCACGGAGACGGAGGCGGUGACCACGCUGCAGGAAGUUCCAGGGGAGCCCCCAAGUUCUGUGUCGGUGACGCCCCACACCACCUCCUCUGUCCUCAUCCAGUGGCAGCCUCCCAGGGAUGAGAGCCUGAACGGCCUGCUCCAGGGCUACCGGAUCUACUACCGGGAGCUGGAGUCCGAGGCGGCCGCAGCCACCGGGUCCAAGGCGCUCAAAAGCCCCUCGGCGUUACGGAGCGAGCUCGCAGCCCACGGCAGCUUCAGGACCGUGAACAGCAGCUCCACGCUGACCACAUAUGAGUUGACACAUCUGAAGAAGUACCGGCGCUACGAGGUGGUCCUGACGGCCUACAACAUCAUCGGGGAGAGCCCGGCCACUGCGCCCGUGGAGGUCUUCGUCGGCGAGGCCGCCCCGGCCAUGGCCCCGCAGAACGUCCAGGUGAACCCGCUCACGGCCAGCCAGCUGGAGGUCACGUGGGAGCCGCCGCCGCCCAAGAGCCAGAACGGGAACGUCCAGGGCUACAAGAUUUACUACUGGGAGGCAGCCAGCCAGAAUGAAACGGAGAAGAUGAAGGUGCUGUUUCUGCCGGAGACCACCGUGAAGCUGAAGAACCUGACCAGCCACACCCGCUACCUGGUCAGCAUCUCCGCCUUCAACGCCGCUGGAGAUGGGCCCAGAAGUGACCCGCGGCAGGGGCGCACCCACCAGGCCGCGCCCGGGAGCCCCAGCUUUCUGGCCUUCUCAGAAGUAACCUCCACCACGCUCAACGUCUCCUGGGGGGAGCCGGCGGCCGCCAACGGCAUCCUGCAGGGCUACCGCGUGGUGUACGAGCCCUUGGCGCCUGUGCAAGGGGUGAGCAAGGUGGUGACCGUGGACGUCACGGGGAACGGGCAGCGCUGGCUGAAGGUGCGGGACCUCACCAAGGGCGUGACCUACUUCUUCCGAGUCCAAGCGCGGACCAUCGCCUACGGGCCCGAGCUGCAGGCCAACGUCACAGCCGGGCCGGCCGAGGGCUCCCCGGAGUCCCCGAGAGAUGUCUUGGUCACCAAGUCCGCCUCUGAGCUGACCCUGCGGUGGACCGAGGGGUAUGCCGGCCGGGCGCCCACCACGGGCUACGUCAUAGAGGCCAGGCCCUCAGAUGAAGGCCUGUGGGACACGUUCGUGAAGGACAUCCCCCGGAGCGCCACGUCCUACACCAUCAGCCUGGACAGGCUCCGGCCAGGAGUGACCUACGAGUUCCGGGUGGUCGCCGUGAACCAGAUGGGCUACGGGGAGCCCAGCAGCCCGUCCACGGCCGUGUCAGCUCAGGCGGACACUCCGUUCUACGGGGAGUGGCAGUUCCUCCUGGUGAUGGCGCUCUCCACCCUGAUCAUCACCCUGCUGGUGCUGCUGGCGCUGGCGCUGCGGGGCCGGAGCGGGACGCACAGGAGCUGCAGCGCAGGAAAGAGCGUGUCCACCAUGGAGGAGUCCGUGACCCUGGACAACGGCGGCUUCGCGGCCCUGGAGCUCAACAGCCGCCACCUCAAUGUCAAGAACACCUUCUCGAAGAAGAACGGAACCAGGUCCCCACCGCGGCCCAGCCCCGGCGGGCUGCACUACUCGGACGAGGACCUGAGCACCAAGUACAACGGGGCGGCGCUGACCGAGAGCGUGAACCUCACCGAGAAGUCGGUGGACGCGUCGGAGUCUGAGGACACAGACUCUGGGUCGGAGGACGCUCCCCCCCAGCACUCCUUCGUCAACCACUACCUGAGCGACCCCACCUACUACAACUCCUGGAAGCGGCGGGCGCCGGGCGGGCGGGCGGCCCCGCACCGGUACGAGGCGGUGGCCGGGGGCGAGGGCCCACACCUGCACACGGUGGUCACCACGCAGAGCGCCGUGUUCACACCCGCCGGCCCCGGCACCCGGACUCCGCUCACCGGCUUCUCCUCCUUCGUGUGA